Molecule: messenger RNA, 606 nt
Organism: Musca domestica (house fly)
Lineage: Eukaryota; Metazoa; Arthropoda; Insecta; Diptera; Muscidae
Product: endocuticle structural glycoprotein SgAbd-9
Exons: 3
Coding region: 103-474 (123 amino acids)
Source: RefSeq, a predicted model, not a curated record
UCAGAAAAAACAAAGCUAGGUGGUGGCUUCGAUAUGGGUUGAUCCAACAGUCUUAGUUGUGAUCUAUACCCUGAGAGACGUGUCUAAGUAAAAAAAAAUACCAUGGCAUCUUCAAAAUUGUUGUUGGUAUGUGCCAUUUUGGCCAUCUUCUCUGCCUCGGCUUCCGCUGGUCUCUUGGAUGCCAUUUUCCCCACCAUAAUGCAGGAGCACUAUAGCUUUGCUCCCAGCAAGGAAGGCUAUCGUUUCAACUUGGAGGAACCCGAUGGCAGCAAACGCGAAGAAGUCGGCAUGAUUAUGAAUCCCGGUACACCCGAAGAAGAAUUGGUCGUUAUGGGUACCUACUCUGUGUACGAUGACAAGACUGAUACUGAAACCAUCACCAUGUACACUGCUGACAAGGAUGGUUACAAGGCCCGCUACAUGUUGAAGAACCGUAAACUGAGCCCUGGUUCAUUGAAAUCCUUGUCUGGUUGAUUCUCUCUCGAAGUCUUUUUUGUACAAAUUAUUAAGUCAUUAUUUUGUAGCUUUGCUUUGUUUUUUUUUUUUUUUACUUUUUUCUUUUCAAUGCCUAUGAGAUUGUUUAAUAAAAAAAUUACAAAUUAGUUA